Messenger RNA from Oryza brachyantha (malo sina), 1569 nucleotides. Its product is annotated as xyloglucan galactosyltransferase KATAMARI1 homolog. Lineage: Eukaryota; Viridiplantae; Streptophyta; Magnoliopsida; Poales; Poaceae. The record is from RefSeq and is a predicted model, not a curated record. The transcript is spliced from 2 exons. Bases 1 to 1569 code for a protein of 522 amino acids. Gene Ontology annotation, molecular function: glycosyltransferase activity.
AUGGAAGCCAACUACCCCAAGUACGUCCUCUAUGGCCUCCUCAUCGUCGGCUCAUGGCUGCUCUCCUGCCUCCUCCAUUUCCAGGUCUUCCACCUCUCGCUCUUCCCCUACCCCUCCUCGCUGCUCGUGUCGCGGCGUGUCGUUCUCCCGCCGGCGCUCGACGCCAGCUUCCUUCCUCCUCCGCCUGACGGCGGUGGCGGCGACGGCGUCGAGAGGAGGCGGUCGUCGUCGUCGGCGAGGGCGGAGGCGACGUGCGAUGGACGGUAUGUGUAUGUGCUGGAGGUGCCGCCGCGGUUUCAGAUGCUUAGCGAGUGCGUCGAGGGGUCGCCGGUGUUUGAGGAGCCGUAUCACGUGUGCGUCCUCAUGGCGAACUCCGGCCUCGGCCCAGUCAUCCCUCCCGCGGCCGGCAAUGGCAGCGUCGACGGGGAUAUCAUUCCCAGCACCGGAUGGUACAACACGGACCAGUACGCAUUGGAGGUGAUCUUCCACCACCGGAUGCGGCAGUAUGAGUGCCUUACCGGCGACCUCGCGGCGGCGACGGCGGUGUACGUGGCCUUCUACCCGGCCUUGGAGCUGAACCGGCACAAGUGCGGGUCGAGCGCCACGGAGCGGAACGAGGCGUCCAGGGAAUUCCUCCGGUGGCUGUCCUCGCAGCCGUCGUGGGCGGCGCUCGGCGGGCGUGACCACUUCAUGGUCACCGCGCGGACGACGUGGAUGUUCCGGCGAGACGAGGCCGGCGACGCCCUCGGCUGCGGCAACGGCUUCCUCGCCCAGCCGGAGUCCGGCAACAUGACGGUGCUCACCUACGAGUCCAACAUCUGGGACCGCCACGACUUCGCCGUGCCGUACCCGAGCUACUUCCACCCGUCGUCGGCCGGCGAGGUGGCGGCGUGGCAGGACACCGUGCGCGCCAACCGCCGCCCCUGGCUUUUCGCGUUCGCCGGAGGGCGGCGCGCCAACGGGACGCUGCCCAUCCGCGACCACAUCAUCGACGAGUGCACCGCCUCGCCGCCGGGCCGGUGCGGGAUGCUCGACUGCAGCCACGGCCUCGAGGGCAGUAUCACGUGCCGCUCGCCGCGCCGCCUCGUCGCCCUCUUCGCCUCCGCCCGCUUCUGCCUCCAGCCUCCCGGCGACUCCUUCAUGCGCCGCUCCUCCAUCGACACCGUCCUCGCCGGCUGCAUCCCGGUCUUCUUCCACGAGGCCUCCACCUUCAAGAAGCAGUACCGCUGGCACGAACGCGACGACGACACCACCACCACCACCGAUGCCGACCGCCGGCGAUACUCCGUCGUCAUCGACCCGGACGACGUGGUGGAAGGCAGAGUACGCAUCGAGGAGGUGCUGAGCAGGUUCACCGACGACGAGGUGGCCGCCAUGAGGGAGGAGGUGAUCAAGAUGAUCCCUAGGUUCGUGUACAAGGACCCUAGGGUGAGGUUUGAGGGCGACAUGAGAGAUGCCUUCGAUAUCACCUUCGACGAGAUCAUGGGGAGGAUGAGGAGGAUCAAGAAAGGUGAAAUCUUGGGAUGGAAACAAGAUGGAGACGACGAUGUGAUCACCAAAGAUUCAUGA